Tarenaya hassleriana is the source of this 1308-nucleotide messenger RNA. Its product is annotated as late embryogenesis abundant protein At1g64065-like. The record is from RefSeq and is a predicted model, not a curated record. NCBI's taxonomy places the organism in Eukaryota, Viridiplantae, Streptophyta, Magnoliopsida, Brassicales, Cleomaceae. Bases 180 to 800 code for a protein of 206 amino acids. Gene Ontology annotation, cellular component: plasma membrane. The transcript has a single exon.
CCAACGCGUAGACCAAGUCCGCGGAAAACGACUCUUACCCCUUUACCCAAUAGAAUUCCGCCACGUGUACCACACAAACCCACCCCUUUUAACCGCCAAAUACGAAACCUCCCCAUAUAGCAUAUACCACUCCUCUUGUUCUUCUUCCACUGAACUAUCAGAGACAAAAGCUCAAGAACAUGGCUGAGGAACGCGUCAAUUUAGCUCCGACAGGAAUCUACGGCCGAAGCGACGAACAAUUCGGUUGGAAAAAUCACCGGAAAUCCCAGGAAGAACCAAGCAAGUGCCUCGUAUACAUUCUUGCGACCAUCGUCAUCGUCGUUGGCGGUUGCCUGAUUCUCGCGCAAAUCAUUUUUCGAAUCACGACUCCGAAGGUCGAACUGCUAUCCAUCACAGUUCGAAAUCUGCGUCUCGGCAACUCCUCGAGUCCCUUCUUCAACGCCACGCUAGUAAACGAGAUCGCGAUCAAGAACCCUAAUUUCGGGGGAUUCGAGUUCGAGAACAGUACUGGAAGUGUGGCGUAUAAGAACAUCGGGAUCGUCGGAGAGAUGAAGAUCGUCGGAGGAAGAGUUGACGCUCGGAAGACGGCCAGAUUGACCGGAAUUCAGGUGGAAAUCGCAUCGAAUUCUGGGAAUUUGAGUUCGGAUUUGGGAUUAGGGCUCUUGGAGCUGAGAAGUGUUGCUGAAAUCAAGGGUAGAGUUAAUGUGAUGGGGAGAAGAAGGUGGAAAACUGGGGACAUGAGCUGUACCAUGAAGCUUAACUUGACCGGCCGGUUUAUUCAGGAUUUAUCAUGUGACUAACGGUUCGAUUCGGUCAUCGGUUUAGGAUUCGGUUUAGCUCCAUGAUCAUGUACAUGUUGUGCAUCUAGAAAUUUUGUAUAACUAAAUAUAUAUAUAUUAAAGCAUAAACAUAGCUUACUUAAGAUUCUUGACCUAUUCGCCUCAAAUAUGGAUAGAAUUUAUGUAUCAUUUUAGUAAAAGGAAACAUAUCUAUGCAUGAAAGGAAACAUAUGUAUAAAAUAAAAGGAAACAUAUCUAUGCAUAAAAAUGAUUUUAUAUGAAAAUAAAAGGAAACAUAUCUAUGCAUAAAAAUGAUUUUUAUGUCUGUGCUUAUCGUUUUGGGUUUGCCUUUAAUGCCUUACGGGCCCAAAGAUAGAAGUCUUGAACAAAGGCUCACUAACAUCCACGUGGCGAGAGAUUUCGUCGAGGACGACGUCGUACUCAGUCGCCGCCCCGUCCACUAGUCAUCUUCCGACACGCAGUGACACCUAACGUUACAUUAACGGAGCCGUUAGUCGAAGAUUAAUAG